Lasiosphaeria miniovina is the source of this 882-nucleotide messenger RNA. Its product is annotated as Alpha/Beta hydrolase protein. The coding region runs from base 1 to 882 and encodes 293 amino acids. The transcript is spliced from 3 exons. The record is from RefSeq and is a predicted model, not a curated record. Gene Ontology annotation, molecular function: hydrolase activity. Gene Ontology annotation, cellular component: extracellular region. Lineage: Eukaryota; Fungi; Ascomycota; Sordariomycetes; Sordariales; Lasiosphaeriaceae.
AUGCUAUUCCGAAGCUUUGUCGCGCUCGUGGCCACGGCCGCAACGGGCAUCUGCGCUUCGCUGCAACAGGUCAAAGACUUUGGCGCGAACCCGACAAAGAUUUACAUGUACAUCUACGUGCCUGACAAACUUGCCGCCAAGCCAGCCGUCAUUGUCGCACUCCACCCGUGCGGCGGCAGCGCGCCUUCGUGGUACAGCGGCACAAAGCUGCCAUCGUACGCCAACACCAACGGCUUCAUCCUCAUCUACCCGGGCACGCCUAACUAUAGCAACUGCUGGGAUGUGAACGGCGCGGCCACGCUGACGCACGGCCAGGGCGGCGACGCGCUGGGCAUCAUCAACAUGAUCAACUACACCAUCAGCAAGUACAGCGCCGACCGCGACCACGUCUACGUCAUGGGCUCGUCGUCGGGCGCCAUGAUGACUAACGUGAUGGCGGGGUCGUAUCCGGACGUGUUUGAGGCCGGGGCGGCCUUCUCUGGCACGGCGCACGCAUGCUUCGCCGGCUCCCAGGGCCAGCCCACGCCCUUUGGGGCCAACCAGACGUGCGCCCAGGGGCUCCAACACACGCCGCAGGAAUGGGCCAAUUUUGUCCACAACUCUUACCCCGGGUACACGGGUCGUAGGCCCCGCAUGCAGAUUUUUCACGGGCUGGCCGACACGCUGGUGCGGCCGCAGUGUGCCGUCGAGGCGCUCAAGCAGUGGUCGGCCGUACUCGACGUGCCCUUUGGCAAGAACGUCUCCGGGGUGCCGUCGGCCGCGUACACGCAAAUGAUCUAUGGCGACGGCACCAAGCUCCAGGGCUUCUUCGGGGUGGGGGUCGGCCACACGGCGCCCGUCAACGAGCAGCUGAUGCUGAAGUUCUUCGGCAUCCUCAGCUGA